GGGAGGGAAGGAGGAGGCUCCAUCCUCUCCUGCUGAUCCAAGGAGGGAGGGAAGGAGGAGGAGGCUCCGUCUGCUCCCCGCGGCGCCUCGGCGUGCCGGGACAGAGCCGCGUGCUCGCAGGCAGCGCCAUGGCCGAGCGGCUGUCGGAGGAGAAGAUCGCCGAGUUCAAGGAAGCGUUCUCCCUGUUCGACCGCGACGGCGACGGCUGCAUCACCACCAAGGAGCUGGGCACCGUCAUGCGCUCGCUGGGCCAGAACCCCAGCGAGGCCGAGCUGCAGGACAUGGUGGGCGAGGUGGACGCCGACGGCAGCGGCACCAUCGACUUCGCCGAGUUCCUGUCGCUGAUGGCCAGGAAGAUGCGGGACACGGACAGCGAGGAGGAGAUCCGCGAGGCCUUCCGCGUCUUCGACAAGGACGGCAACGGCUACAUCAGCGCGGCCGAGCUGCGCCACGUCAUGACCAACCUGGGCGAGAAGCUGACGGACGACGAGGUGGACGAGAUGAUCAAGGAGGCCGACUGCAACAACGACGGGCAGGUCAACUACGAGGAGUUCGUGAGGAUGAUGACGGAGAAGUGAUGGCCUUGCUCAGGUAACUCCUCCUCUGCCCCAUCCUCCUGGAGAAUCCAUCUUGUGCUUUUUUAUUUUUAAUUUUUUUUUAUUUGUUUCCAUAGGGAGCAGAGGUUGUGGUGGUGGUUCUGUCCCCAGCCCCUCUUUGAUCCCGGUGGGAGCGUCGCCAGCCUUGGAUUUGCAGAUGGAUUUGGGGUCCCUGUGGGAUGUCUCGUGUUUAUAAAUAUUCCAGUGGUCACUGGAUAUUCCCUGACAUCCCUGAGUCCAAUAAAAACCGUCCCCCCACAUCCUGGUGGCUGCUUCAUUCAGCUUCUCCUUGGGAUCCUUGCAAAAACAAUUCCCUGAAAUCGUCCUGGUCAGGCUCAAAGCAAACUCAUCCCCAUCCUCUUCCCACUCCAUCCCUUCUCUGGAAAGCUGGAAAGAUGCUGGAGGCCAUCCCAGAUCUCAUCCCUUGUGGGAUCUGUCUCCACUCCAGGAUCUCAGGGUGUUUUCCCUUUUCCAAACUGAGAAAAACUGGAUUUAUCCCCAAUCCCCACCCCAAAUCUCAUCCCUUGUGGGAUCUGUCUCCACUCCAGGAUCUCAGGAUGCUUUUCCAUACUGAGAAAAACUGGAUUUAUCCCAAAUCUCAUCCCCUUUGGGAUCUCUCUCCACCCCCAGAAUCUCAGUGUGUUUUUCCCUUUUCCAAACUGAGCAAAGCUGGAUUUAUCCCCAAUCCCCAUCCCAAAUCUCAUCCCUUUUGGGAUCUCUCUCCACCCCAGGAUCUCAGGGUGUUUUUCCCUUUUCCAAACUAAAAAAACCUGGAUUUAUCCCUAAUCCCUAUCCCAAAUCUCAUCCCUUUUAGGAUCUGUCUCCACCCCCAGGAUCUCAGGUUGCUUUUCCAAACUGAGAAAAACUGGAUUUAUCCCAAAUCUCAUCCCUUUUGUGAUCUCUCUCCACUCUAGGAUCUCAGGGUGUUUUCCCUUUUACAAACUGAGCAAAACUGGAUUUAUCCCCAAUCCCCAUCCCAAAUCCCAUCCCUUUUAGGAUCUGUCUCCACCCCAGGAUCUCAGGGUGCUUUUCCAUACUGAGAAAAACUGGAUUUAUCCCUAAUCCCAAUCCCAAAUCUCAUCCCUUUUGUGAUGUCUCUCCACUCCAGGAUCUCAGGGUGUUUUCCCUUUUACAAACUGAGAAAAACUGGAUUUAUCCCCAAUCCCCAUCCCAAAUCUCAUCCCUUUUGGAAUCUGUCUCCACCCCCAAGAUCUCAGGGUGCUUUUCCCUUUUCCAAGCUAAGAAAAACUGGAUUUAUCCCUAAUCCCAAUCCCAACCUGAGCAGAGCAGGGCUCACCUUUGCUGCCCUAAUCCCAAACCGACCGUGACUCAGCUCCCCCCAGCGAGGGGCAGCGCUGGGAUGGGAUCAGAGCAUUGGAAAUUAAAAUUCCCUUUAAUGGCUCUAAUUAACACUCCAUUGCUAACGAGCGAACGGGGCUGAGCUGCUCCGGAUCCUCCACUCAGCCCUUCCCUGGGGCCGGGAACUUUGGCAAUCCCGGUUGUUUUCCCGGGAGAACCGGGCGGGUCCUGGCAGAGCCCAGCCCGCCCACACUCGCUCCCAGCUCCUUCUCCUCACAUUCCCGGGGUGAGUGCAGCCCCAAAUCCACCAAAAUCCAACCAGAAAAUAUUCCAGGGUCACAGCAGGUUAUUGUGAUGGAAUGGCCAAAAUUAGUCCUUCC
Catharus ustulatus (Swainson's thrush) is the source of this 2275-nucleotide messenger RNA. Its product is annotated as calmodulin, striated muscle. The transcript has a single exon. The coding region runs from base 129 to 578 and encodes 149 amino acids. The record is from RefSeq and is a predicted model, not a curated record. Lineage: Eukaryota; Metazoa; Chordata; Aves; Passeriformes; Turdidae. Gene Ontology annotation, molecular function: enzyme regulator activity; calcium ion binding.